AUGAGCGAGGUUCUACGGAGUUCAGCGGAUAUACCUAGUUAUGAGUCCUCAUUCACGUAUCCGACAUCAGAGGACCCCCUUACAGUCUCCUCUGCGGUGACUUCUAUUGCUGAUGGCUCCAAUGAGACCGCCAAAGACUCCAACUUACCUCAGCAAGGCAGUGCGCCAGCUCCUCAUCAAGUGCAGCCAUUACCUACAUCUGAUAUGCAUAUUACCUCACAAUCACCCAAUUCUCGAUUUGCCGUCACGCAAAGUCCCACCCAAAUACAUAGCGAAAGAAGGGCCCUGAAGCCCAGAAAGCCUCACAAAUUUCUUCCAAAUGUCUCUGACUUUGCGAGAGGCGACUCGACGUACACCGAAGCACUCCUCCUGCUGGGAAGAUAUAACAUGUCCUUUAUCGUUAGCAUUGCCAGUCAGGCGAUGCCACAGAACGUGUUUGAAUACGCAGAGCUUAUAAAACAGAUAUGUUUUCUUUUGUAUGAGGACCAGCUUGACCUGACCCAGAAAGUUGAUCUUGAGGACAAAUUUGAGGAGUUGAGCAAGAACAUAACUCUUUACGCUUCCACUACAGACCCUACUUCUUCUCAGCUAUAUAUUGUUGUGGAGCAAUGCUUUGACGCUCUUCUUAAGUGUUCGAUGAUGGCUUCAAAGACAGAUUUUUCUACCAAAGCGAUAAGCUUCCUCACUUGUCUCAUGAUCAAUCUCAACUACUGGGAAGUUUACAAUUUGCUCAAUCGAAAUUUGGACAUAUUAAAGUUUUUAAAACUAAUCAACUUUGACUUUCACGAAUGCUACUCAAAAUUCGUUCUUAACUACGCUCCUUUCAAGUAUAGACACAUUCAACACUCAUCAGCUACCGCUGAUAGAUUCUACACUCUUAGAGCAAAUCGCAAAAGCGAGAGAAAACGCCGUAUAUCCGAGAUGUUGGCUCCAGGCGAUGAAGAUCAUGGAGACAAUGAUGAUCACUUUGUUAAUGAACGAGUAAGUGCGGACGGCAAGGUGAGUUCGAAGGAAAAACGCAAGUUGAAGGUAGACGAGAAGUUAGCUGCACAUCGUGUCAUCAAGAAGCCAGACUUGAAACCAGCAAGCGCACGUUCUGCCAAUUAUGAUCCUGACGUCAUUCACGAGUGUCAGUUACCUUCAGCAGAAGAGCCCGGUAAAUUGUGUCUCAGAAGAUUCUCCAGGAAGUACGAAUUGAUAAGACAUCAAGACACAGUUCACCUGAAGAAGAAGAAGCUCUUCAAAUGCUUUGUUUGUGUUAGGCAAGACCCUGUCAUGGGUCCCAGAAUAUUCACCCGUCAUGACACUUUGGCUAAGCACAUACGAGUAAAUCAUCGUAUUUCGGGUAAGGAAGCCAAGGCUGAAGUUGCAUACUCAAAAAAGCACGCAGAGAUUGUCGAUGAGGGCGACAUCACCGUCCAUGUUGGUCGCAGGAAGACCAAGGUGGACUUCGAGCUUCGUGCUCAUAUGAAUAAGGGUGGUGCCCGUGAGGGGCCAGAUGGCAGCUUAGAGUUUGAUGACGAAGAGGGGCUUUCGGGAGAGGAAGGUGAGCCUAUGAUUGAUGUUGUAUAG
Molecule: messenger RNA, 1572 nt
Organism: Candidozyma auris
Lineage: Eukaryota; Fungi; Ascomycota; Pichiomycetes; Serinales; Metschnikowiaceae
Gene: FGR15
Product: Fgr15p
Exons: 1
Coding region: 1-1572 (523 amino acids)
Source: RefSeq, a predicted model, not a curated record